AUUCAAUUAAAUUAUAAUUUAAUUAUCGCAGAAUCGUGUACUAUGGUGAUCAUGAUCGCAAAAUUUUUAAAUGUUUCUAAAUAAAGAUUUUCGGGAUUAGUUAAAAUAAAAAAUAAUAAUAAUUUAAAUGUUCAUGCAAUUAUUUAUUAGUGCAGUACUUGCAACCCUGAUAGUGAUUGAAGUUUUUCCGUUUUGUGACCGCAAUUCGGUUCAAGUUACAGUAGAAUAAUAAAUACAUACAUAUAUUAAAAAUUAAACCGCAAUUAAUUAUAUAAAAAUGUUAAAAAAAAUGAAAUUAAGUUGUAAAAAUUGUUAUAAAGUGAAAAUGUGGUCAAUCGUAAAGUGAAACUGAUUAUUAGUUUUACAAGUUCAUUGAAAAGUUGUGGAACUUAAAAAUUUAUCGUGCUUUCGAAUUUUAAUUUUUUGUGAUAACAAAUCUUUGUGGGCAGCAGCACCAUAUAUGUCAGCUGUAAUUAGGCACGAAAUCCAUACUUCGCUUCGUUAUUUCUCUACAUUUUAUUUAUAUAAACAUUCAUAAACAUGAUGGAGCCGAGUUUUGAUGGUUGGGACUUUGCCGUACUGAUUACAGUACUGUCGAUUUCGACUUCGAUUGGCAUUUACUAUCGCUAUACGGGCGGAAAGCAGAAAACAAUCAAAGAAUACCUCCUGGCCGAUCAGAGUAUGUCCACAUUUCCGGUUGCUGUGAGCUUAAUGGCGAGUUUUAUGUCGUCUAUCUCAUUACUCGGUAUAUCCAACGAGAGUUAUCAAUUUGGCACCAUGUUUUGUAUAAUCAAUUUGUCGUACAUCAUAAGCACACCGAUUAUAGCAUAUUUAUUCCUACCGGUCUUCUAUCGCAUGCGCACCAUGAGCGUUUAUGAAUACUUGGAACGUCGUUUUGGUCACUCAACACGUCUCGCCGCUUCGAUUGCCUACUCAAUGCAGAUGAUACUUUACACGGGCAUAGUACUUUAUGCGCCAGCGUUAGCCCUGGAAGCUGUUACCGGUGUGAGCAAAGUUACCGCGAUAUCAGCUAUUGGUUUAAUUUGUACCUUCUAUUCGACUAUUGGUGGCCUAAAAGCUGUACUGAUAACCGAUGUCUUUCAAUCGCUUUUAAUGUUCGCUGCCAUUUACGCAGUAAUCGUCGUGUCGGCAAUCAAAGCUGGUGGUCUGGCGCCAAUUUGGCAGAUAGCUGAGGAGCGUAAUCGUAUAUAUUUCACGGACUUUUCUUUGGAUCCCACUGUGCGACAUAGUUGGUUGAGUCUCAUUAUUGGUGGUAUGGUGAUAUAUAUGUCAGUGAAUGCUGUCAAUCAGGUGCAAGUGCAACGGUUAUUAAGUGUACGUAAUUUGAAGAGCGCCCAGGCGGCAAUAUGGUGGAAUGUACCUAUUCUGAGCGCACUAAGCCUGAGCACAUUGUUCAGUGGUUUAGCGAUAUUUCACUAUUAUAAAGAUUGUGAUCCCCUGCUGGAGGGUAGAAUAGAAUCAAGAGAUCAACUGAUGCCUUUAUUUGCGGUGGAUACAAUGGGUCAAUAUCCUGGUUUAUGUGGUCUCUUCGUGUCAGGCAUAUUUUCCGCCAGUCUUUCAAGCGUUUCAUCAGCGGUCAGCUCACUAUCGACUGUAACACUAGAGGACUACAUCAAACCAUUAUAUAAAUACAUUAUGAAAACACCGUUACAAGAAACAGAAUCAACACUGCCGAGUAAAAUUAUGGCCUGCAUUUACGGGAUAGUCUGCAUCGGUAUGGCUUUCACAGCUAGUUCUAUGGGCGGAGUCCUACAGGCAUCUCUCACUAUUUUCGGCGUAGUGGGUGGACCAUUGUUGGCACUCUUCACACUCGGCUUAUUUACAACGCGUGCGAAUCAACGUGGCGUCCUUUUGGGCCUACUAAUCGGUUUGAUAUUCUCCUUCAUUAUCGGUUUCGGCGGUCCGAAACAACCGCCAACUACCUUAGAUUUUAAAGAUGACGGUUGCUCAGCUGCUGGUAAUAUGACUUUGGUUGCCGAGGCCCUUACUCAGGCGUUCAAUAUGACAACCGCGCAACCAACAACAGCGUCGCCUCCAAUUGAAUAUAACUGGUUCUUUAGAUUGUCUUAUAUGUGGUAUUGCGUAAUUGGUUUUUUGAUUACACUAAUUGGUGGUUAUGUUUUAAGUUUGCUAUUGGAGGCUCUAAAAUGGGCUGACAAUAAGCAAAUCUAUCUGGAUCAUCAACAAAUCGAUGUCGACUUAUUCGUACCACCACUGGCGCGAAGAUUAAGACGGCACGACGCUGAGGAAUUGACAAAGUUCCAAGGUGCCUAGGAAAAAGCGUAUUGUGAUGUUCAGUUUUAUGUUGAAUAUGUCACUCAUUUAAUUAGAAUAUCUCUAUUUUAAUUUAAUUAAUUAAUUGACUUGUAAAUUUCGUACUUUCUUCUUUGCAUUUAUUUAUAAGGAAGUAGAGCCAAACUAACUGUUAGCUGAAAUUAUAAUAAUUUUAUAGGUUUAUAUAUACUGCAAAAAUACUUAAUAGCUACAAAGGCUAAAAUAUUUACUUUUUACUUAAUAAAAUAAUCUAGUUUAUUUGUCAAUUUUAAGCACUUUACUAAUGAAUGUAAAAUAUAAUAAUAUUUGAGUUUAUACUUCACUCAGGAAAAUGUUACUAUUUUUAGUGUUUUAUUAUUAACGAAACGAAAAACAACCCGGAAAUAAAUAUAUUCCAAACAA
Bactrocera dorsalis (oriental fruit fly) is the source of this 2697-nucleotide messenger RNA. Its product is annotated as putative sodium-dependent multivitamin transporter. Lineage: Eukaryota; Metazoa; Arthropoda; Insecta; Diptera; Tephritidae. The record is from RefSeq and is a predicted model, not a curated record. The transcript is spliced from 3 exons. Gene Ontology annotation, biological process: sodium ion transport; transmembrane transport. Gene Ontology annotation, cellular component: membrane. Gene Ontology annotation, molecular function: symporter activity. Bases 541 to 2295 code for a protein of 584 amino acids.